Messenger RNA from Lodderomyces elongisporus, 795 nucleotides. RefSeq names its product SAM complex subunit (gene SAM35). The coding region runs from base 1 to 795 and encodes 264 amino acids. The record is from RefSeq and is a predicted model, not a curated record. The transcript is spliced from 2 exons. NCBI's taxonomy places the organism in Eukaryota, Fungi, Ascomycota, Pichiomycetes, Serinales, Debaryomycetaceae.
AUGGAGCCGCAUAACUUGUACAGUUUCAGCAAAGUUUCCGAGCUGGGGUCGGGGCCAACAUUUGUAGUUGGAGUAUACAAUACAUUCGAGUAUAGGAUAAGUACCAGCAGUCAAGAUAGUGUUAUUCUACCUACAGAUCCAAUCUCAUUAGCAACUAUAUUAAUACUCGCAAGAAAGAACGGCUAUGGCUUGCCAUCGAGUGGAGCCAAGGGACCUAGUGGAAUUGUGCGGAUCCCAUUUCGAGGCUCACCUUUUAAUUCGCUUCCCAUAUUGAUCAGUGGAGAUGAAACUCGUAGUAUAGAGAGCGCCGAAACAAUUAAAAGUACAAUCACAAAGAAUAAUAUCAAAAACUUAGACCUGAAAUUCAUCAGUGAUUAUGUCGAUAAGUCGCUUUACGAUUUGUGGAUAUUAUGUCUCUUGGCAGAAGAGCUUGAUAUAAGUGUAUAUUCAAAAAUAUUUUCAAUUAAUGAUCAGCUAGAAUUACACGAUUUGAAAACGGAGAUGGUGAAAUGGAACAAUCUUAGCCUGAGACAUCCUAGCCUAUUUGAGAGACAACAGAAGCAUAAGAAUUUGUAUAAUUUUUACAUAAGUGAGUUGGAUCAGUUUGACACAAAUAUGAAUUGGUUUUCCGAGAUUUUGGAAAAACCAGAAGGCGACAAUUGGAUUAUUUAUUACAAGAUUGCAUCUUUUGUGAUUAUUGUUAAUCAAUUUUUGCAAUCGACAAAGUUAGGUGCAGUUGUAGUGGGGAAACCAGACUUGGUAGCAAAAUGUUACAAGGUGCUUGAAUCAAUUUAG